Molecule: messenger RNA, 3368 nt
Organism: Nyctereutes procyonoides (raccoon dog)
Lineage: Eukaryota; Metazoa; Chordata; Mammalia; Carnivora; Canidae
Gene: HASPIN
Product: histone H3 associated protein kinase
Exons: 1
Coding region: 250-2601 (783 amino acids)
Biological process (GO): mitotic cell cycle; protein phosphorylation; intracellular signal transduction
Cellular component (GO): nucleus; cytoplasm
Molecular function (GO): ATP binding; histone H3T3 kinase activity
Source: RefSeq, a predicted model, not a curated record
ACGAUCGCUCCCACAGACUUCCUCCUGACCCUGCUUGCACACAGUGUGGGCCUGAAACGAGAGCCAAGCCGAGCGGGGAAGAGGACGCAACGCGGCGAGCCCGCCAGCCGCGCUCCCACCAACCCCGCGAGCCGUCGUGAUGCGCAGGCGCCAGGCCGGACGCUAGGACCCGGCAGCCGCGCCGGCCCGCCCGUCGGCCUUAAGGAAGUCUCGCGGUGUUUGCAUUUGAACCUCGGGCGGGUACCGACCAUGGCAGCCUCAGUGCCGCUACCCCGGAAUCGGCUCUUCCGAACGUACGGGAAUGUGGGCGGCGGGAGGCCGCGGCGGCGGCCGGACCGGGCAGCGGCGCAGUGGUUCCCGCCGCAAGACCGGAAGCGUUUUUUCAGCAGCAGCAGCAGCGACGCCAGCAGCGGCGGCCCCUCGGGGUCUAUAACUUCCGACGAUCCCGACGAUCCCGACGACCCUGACUUCCUCGGCCUUCCGGCGGGUCCGCGGCGCAGGCGCCCGGGCGGCAGAGCCUCCAAGGACCAGCCGAGUCUGAUCGCGACCCCCCGACGCCUCAGGCUGCGAGCCCGGCCCCCGCAGAAGUGCAGCACCCCCUGCGGCCCGCUCCGCCCGCCGCCCUUCCCGAGCGACGACCCAGGCCGCCCCAGCCCGGACCUCAGUGCGUGCGGCCAGCCCGACGACGGCGGCGAGCUGGGCACCAGUGCCUCCCUUUUCAGCAGUCCGGUCUCUCCCGGCCCCGGCCCCCCAUCCCCGGGAGACAGUGUCCUCUGCACCGGACCCUCCGCCUCUUUGGAUGUGGCCUCUGAAGUCCCGGGCGGCUUGCACCUCCCAGCAGCUUCCCUGGACACACCACCCCUCCACGGCUUCCAGGAGGCAGCAAGAGGAGGCAGGUUCACCAGGUUGGCCCACCAAGCCCGUGCGAGCGUCAGGUCAGCUCUCUUUAAUAUUAUGGACUUUGGAAACUCUGAAGAUUCUGAGUUUGGAGCAGAUGGGAGGAAUAUGAGGGGGUCUUGCUGUGAAAAGGAGCAGACAAGGGGGAGUCUGGAGAGGCCAGGUUUAUCAAACAUGGGUAAGAAGAGGGCCACAGGCCACGACUCCUGUCAGGAGGUGAGGUCUCCAGGGGCUGCCCAGAUGGACUGUGAGGAGGCUGACGGUUUCAGGAGCUGUAUUGUAUCUGGAGAAAUCAACAGGCCUGAGAGAACCAGGCCUAGGCGAAAAAGGAAACUUGAGGAAACAGUAGAAACCUCCCUUAUCCAUUGCCACCAGUUUAAGAGCCAAAAGAUGGAAAAAGACUCAUUCCUCACACAGGACCUGACUCACUUACAAAACUCCUGCUCUUGGACCAAAGCCAGGGCUUCCUUCAGUCUCCACAAGAAGAAGAUGGUGACUGCUGUGUCAGAAGUAUGCAGCAGCCACACCAUUGCCAGUUCUCUCUCUGGGUCCCUCAUAUCUGAAUGUUCAAGCCCUCCUGUUACGAACAGAACAAAUAGUGCUCUAUCUCCUUGGCACUACUCUUCCAUGUAUUUGCUAACCCCCUUAAAGACACUACAUGUCACAGACAAAAAAGCAUCUGAUGCUGCAAAGGUUUAUGGAGAAUGCAGUCAGGAAGGUCCUGUCCCCUUUAGCUAUUGCCUCUCCACAGAAAAACUUGAGUGUUGUCAGAAGAUUGGGGAAGGGGUGUUUGGUGAAGUGUUUCAAACAAUUGUUAACCACACACCUGUUGCCCUAAAAAUCAUUGCUAUUGAAGGACCAGAUCUAGUCAAUGGAGCCCAUCAGAAAACUUUUGAGGAAAUUCUGCCAGAGAUCAUCAUCUCCAAAGAGUUGAGCCUCUUGUCUAAUGAGGUAUACAACCGUACAGAAGGCUUUAUUGGUUUGAACUCCGUGCACUGUGUUCAAGGAUCUUACCCUCCCUUGCUCCUCAGAGCCUGGGACCAUUAUAACUCAACUAAAGGGUCUGCAAAUGACCGGCCUGACUUUUUUGAGGAAGACCAACUCUUCAUUGUACUGGAAUUUGAGUUUGGAGGGACUGAGUUAGAGCAAAUGAGAACAAAGUUGUCCUCCAUGGCUACUGCAAAGAGCAUUCUACACCAGAUCACUGCAUCCCUCGCAGUGGCAGAGGCAUCACUGCACUUUGAGCACCGAGACUUACAUUGGGGGAACGUGCUCUUAAAGAAAACCAGAGUCAAAGAGCUCCGCUACACCCUCAAUGGGAAGACAAGCACCAUCCCCACCUAUGGACUGCAAGUCAAUAUCAUUGACUACACCCUGUCACGGUUGGAGCGGGAUGGAAUUGUGGUGUUCUGUGACAUUUCCAUGGAUGAGGACCUAUUUACAGGUGAAGGUGACUACCAGUUUGAGAUCUACAGGCUAAUGAGGAAGGAGAACAACAACUGCUGGGGUGAAUAUCAUCCUUAUAAUAAUGUGCUCUGGCUCCAUUACCUCACAGAUAAGAUUCUGAAACAGAUGACCUUCAAGGUUAAAUGUAACACCCCUGCCAUGAAACAAAUGAAGAGAAAGAUCCAGCAUUUCUAUAGGACAAUGCUGAACUUCAGCUCUGCCACUGACUUGCUUUACCAACACAGACUCUUCAAGUAAGCUGGAGGUGCCCUACUGCCCAGACAGAGGGUACUGGUCUUAAAACCUCUGAUGCUAUUAUUUUCAGUCUCCAUUCCCAGAGCAAAGUGGAAUUCCCAUUCUGAAUGUUUCUGGGAAUUAACAAAUGUUCUUUAAAAAUAAACUAUGCAUGGGAACAAAUAAUUACAAUUUAUAAGCCUUCUUUUUGUCAACAGAGUCCAUUCUAUAAAUGCCUUUUUAUAUAUAUUAAUUUUUUUACCUUGACAUUUCAUGUAUCCUGAGCAAAAAGAAAAACAAAAUAUUCAGGAAAGCCAAAGGCCUCAACUUUCAUACUGAUCAGAACCUGUUGCUGUAGGUAUCAUAAGGGAAACAUACUACAGAUGGAGAGUCAGCUGAGGGCGAAGAGGCUAUAGCAAACCAGAGACAGAGACAGACUGGAGGGAGGAAAGGAAGAUGGUAAAUUUAUAGGGAGAAGUUCAAGAAACAGCUCCUGUUUAUCAAGCUUAUUUGCCAAUCACAAAGAGAAGCAAAAUUUAUCAGUUUUUCAAAGGGCAAAUGAAUGUCUCCAUGGGUAUUAAGAAGGUUUGAAUUUUUGCUAAUUUUUUAUCGAGGGAAGGAAAAUAAGUGUUGCUUUAAGAGCUGAAUGGUUGAUAUUUCUUGUGAAGAUGAUUUUGGCAAUUUACUCCUAAUGUGUUCCCAGGUUAACUAGACUUAGUUUUACUCCUUUUCUAGAACUCUGGUUUUAUACCUUUGAGAAUCCACAGUCACUCUGGAAAGAUGUGAUCAUG